Messenger RNA from Labrus bergylta (ballan wrasse), 2428 nucleotides. It is a transcript of the gene il17rel, whose product is annotated as interleukin 17 receptor E-like. NCBI's taxonomy places the organism in Eukaryota, Metazoa, Chordata, Actinopteri, Labriformes, Labridae. The record is from RefSeq and is a predicted model, not a curated record. Gene Ontology annotation, molecular function: interleukin-17 receptor activity.
UGUGCUUAGCUCUGCCCCACCACACACCACAUUGAAUAACAGGACACUGAAAACUCAGGAGACGCCUCUUCAUCCAGCUGGUAACCCAUCCUUUUGCAGAGUCUCAUCUGACCCCAGCAGCAGCAGAAGAAAAAGAAGAAAAAGAAGAAGAAGAAGAAGAAGAAGAAGAAGAAGAAGAAGAGAAGAGGAAUAGGAAGCAAGAGAAGAAACUGAAUACAGGAUCACUAAAAGAAGCCCAGUGCUGGAUAACUAAAAUGAUCUCAUGGGUGGCCUUGGUAAUUUCUUACUGCUGUUUGGAUCUGAGUGGAGCUGCAGGACUUGAGAGGAUAGAAAAAUGUCGCACCAGAUGUUCUCAGGGCCUCCGCUGCAAAACCAAGCCAGAUUAUUUCUUUCGUCCUCCAUGUCAGAACCCUCCUGAUGGUCUCAACACCUCCUCCAUCUUCCACAACGUCAGCCUCUCCACAGUCAUGAGAUGUGAAGGGAGGCAGAAGUGCUCCCUACACCUUAGAGUCAACACUGCUUUACAACUUUCUGAGUCCUUCCUUGGUUUGUCCAUCUGCAUUGCCACAGAAGGGAUAAUGAGCAACUGCCAAAUCCUCAAGCCAUGGUCAAAAGUCAAAAGCCAUGGAAUGUCUGGACUUCAGGUGGAAGUUGAGAAUGAUUGCACGGAAAUUUUGCCCAGCCAACAUGUGAAAGUAACAGUGAAAACCCUGGAGGUCUACUGUGGCAUGAGCUGGACGGGAACCUACAUAGCUCCAGAUUGUAAAAGUGCGGAUUUGAAAAGGCAUGUCCCAGAAUGCAUCACUGGGAGGCUUUCAUACGACAUAAAGCCGCAAAGGAAGGAGCUGAGUGUUAGUGUGUCAGACAUGCUGGAAGACCACAACUACCACCUCCGUCUGUGCCUUAAGGAUUUCAUCUGCGUCGGCACGGGGGCAUAUGCACUGAUAAAGAAGGAGGAACCUGUGAAGAGCAUUACCUUCCCAUACUUGCGGCCUUUGCCCUGUCUCUGCAUAGAGGGAUGGUCAGCAGUGACUGAUGCCCCUAGGGUCCAAGUCUGCCCUUUCAAAGACCGUGUCGAGGAGCUAUUGUUUGGAAUAAACUUUGACCCACUGGAGGAGACGCUCUCAUGGGAGCCCGCCUGUCCAGUCACUGCUUCGGUCGGGUUGUGUCAGAGAAGAGAGGAUGGUGUCUGCGUUGAUCUGCCUCAUGCCUCACAGAAUGUGAGCAGAGCAAAGGUUACAUUUACUAAAGUGGAUCCACAUCCUCAACUGUGCAUGAAGUUCACUACAGCCUCUCAGUCCUGGACAAGGUGUCCAUUUGCUGAUGCAAGAUUCCAAGCAUUGGAGUUCACUGUGACGAGGCAUCGGGGUCAUGUAGACGUGAAGAUGUCUUCACGGAUCACUGCAAACUUUUCCAUCGGGCUGUGUGUCAAAUGGGAAGGCUCUACUGAGUGCAACAUCAACAAAACACACACGGUGCAUGUGGAAAAACUUAAGGCUGUUGACUUGAACCUGACAGGAGAAUUACACAACACUUGUCUACAGGUCAAGAGGUUGGACACAAAGUUUGCUGCCACAGUUACUCACUGUUUUGAGGACUACACCUCUGAGGACUUGACCUGGGUAAUUGUACCUGUCGGCAUGUGUCUCUCUGGCAUCAUAAUUGUCACUCUGAUACUCCACGUACUUUUAACCGUGUAUCAGAAGAGGAAACAAGAAAGAAGUGCAGGCUGUCCCUCUGAAAAGCAAACAGCUCCUGCUCACGAAUGUGUGGUCACUGCAUUACAAAUACAUGGUCCUAUCCUUGAUUCGCCUCCAUGUGGGAACACAGAGAAGGCCAACUUAAUCGCUCACUGACCAAAGAAAAGAACCCCAGUCAAAAGCAUUAUUGGAAGUUUAGAACAGUAAAGAUGUUACAAAAAACAAAAUAGUUCUGUGUUUAAUAUUGGUACAAACAAUUUAAAUGUUUUAUAUUUUGAUUGUAUAUGUGCUGGAUUGUAUGUUUUUUUUUUAUAGGUAUGGCUAUUUAUGUAUUUUGUGUUGCACUGUGUCUGCCUGUGUGGAAGUCCUGCGAUAAAGAGAACAUUUUGGUUGUUUUCUUGAGAUGUCAACUUAUUUAUCUCGUUUCACAAUAACAACAAUGGUUUUCCCAUGAUAACGAGUCAAUUUCUUGAGAUCUACCCCCACCCCCCACCCCCAAGACUGAAAUUAACUUAUUAUCACACGAAAACAACCAAAAUGUACGUUAUCACAGGAAAACGGAGUGAAUACAAAUGUAUAGGAUGCACGUCCUCUCAGGGCCUCCGUAUGCUUAGGUCAAACUUAAUGUGUGUUUUCUUAUUUAGUUACAACAUUCAUUUUUAAGCAGCUAAACAUUUAACUCCACAAACAAUUGAAUGAUAUUUUCAAUAAAAUCUGCAAAACAUGGA